Cylicocyclus nassatus is the source of this 639-nucleotide messenger RNA. Lineage: Eukaryota; Metazoa; Nematoda; Chromadorea; Rhabditida; Strongylidae. The record is from the annotation of a GenBank genome assembly.
AUGGUCAUGGCGCUGGCGCUGGCCCUGCCACUGGGCCUGUCGAUCGCGCUGGACAACCUCAAGCAGUUCGCCGGCAGCGUGCAAGCAGAACUGCGCGAUGCUGGCCUGGGCGAGGCGAUCGACGCGCUCAACGACAACCCGCUGCCCUCGCUGCUGGUGAUCACCCCGGGCCAGGGCAAGGACGAUGCGCGCCUGGCACGUGCGCUGGAAAGCCUGCCCGAGGCCGACCUGGUGCAGCACGAUGCGCUGUGGCGCCAGCGCCUGGAUGCCUGGCUGGCGUUCGGGGCACGGCUGGUACAGGUGCUGUCGGUGCUGCUCGGCGCCGGAGCCGCGCUGGUGGUCGGCAACACCUUGCUUGGUGCCAGCGACGGCUUCAUCCGCCGUCCGUUCCUGUACCUGGGCGCCUGGUACGGCCUCGGUGCCGGUGCGGUGGCGCUGGCCCUGAUCGCCGCCGCCGGCGCCGCACUGCGCAUGCCGCUGGCCGAACUCUCGCGCAGCUACGGCAGCCCGUUCGUGCUGCAUGGCCUGGACCUGCUGCAUGGGGGCCUGGUCCUGCUCGGCACGCUGCUGCUGGGCUGGCUGGGGGCCUGGCUGGUCACCGGCCACUUCCUCCGCCAGACCCGUCCGACCGACACCUGA